AUGGCACCCGGUCUUCGCAGGCCUCCCCCGGAUCGCGAGAGCAUCCUCUCAUCCAUCGGCCUGCCCCCCAGACAAGAUAUACCUACCCCUGCCAGCCCCACCUACGACCCCGGUCGCCCCCAAGGCACUCGCCGAUCUCGCGCCGGCAGCAAUGCUCGCCAGCGCAGCGAGCGCUCCUACAACCAGUCCUACAACCCCAACGGCCGCGAACCCGCAUUGCCCAACGGCAGAUACAACGCCAACACCGAUCCCGAUCGCCGACGCCAACGAGAUCAGCGAGACUACGAUCGCGACUACUACGAUUCCAGCGGCAGGCCUUACCGCACCCGCCACGAGAGCAUCUCGUCGCGCAAGGCUGAUCGCAGCCGCACCCUCGAUGCCCGCAGGCCAGCCAUCCCUCCCGCCUACUCCAACGACGACUUCUUCGCGGAACGAGAACGUGACCGCAGACCGACUCGGAGCGCAAAAGCUGAUGCACCUGCAUCGCUCCGCGCAGAGAGGUCUACUUACGACCGCGAUCGACGCAUCGACUCGGACAGGGACAGGACCAGGGACCGCAGGCCUCACCGUCAGCUUGACCGCGAUCCUCGUGACGAAGUUGAACGCGAAGAAAGCGGUGAAGACAGCGACGAUCUCACGCCGGCGGGCGCUCGCGGCUUCUCCAAGGUCCCAGCAUCUCGCCGGGGCGCCAACGGACGCGACCUCGAGCCGUACGAAGACGCCCAGGAGCCGGCUCCCCGCGCUCGCUCUCGAUCGGUCCCCCACGAUGCAGCUGCGACACGUCCCAGCACCUACGGACGAGAGGCACGUGGCGAUGACCUGCUCGACCACGAGCUGAGGGCGGGCAGCAAACGCAGGAGCGUCCUGAGCCGCGUCCUGUCGUCCUCCAGCUUCCAACGCCCGAGCCAGGCGCCGCCUCCAUCGGGUCGCCUCACGCGCUAUAACACCGUCAAGCGGACCGACGCUUCGGAGCGCGGCGGCGCACGUAUCGACGAGGUCGAUCCCGCCGAGGAAGAGAGGCUAGCCAAAGAAGCACUCGGCCUCGUCGGCGGCGUCCGACGCUCGCGCGUGUUUGACGAGUCACACCCACAGUGGCUCAGCGGAGACGUGCCGAGCGCCAAAAACGAGCACGAGUCCCUCGGACGGGCUACCAGCAAGAGGACCGGCUCUUCGAGAAACAGCGAGCGACAGAAGACACUCGAAUCGCUCGAACGCAACCGCGGUGCCGCCAUCCUUGACGCUCCAAAGCCGGCCGCACCACACGACAGGAGCAAGAAGGCGUCGGCCGCUGCCGCAGCUGCUGCAACUGGCGUCGCCAUCGGCGCGGCUGCUCCGUCCGACCCGGACUCGGACUCGGGAUCGUCGGUUUCCUCGAUUGACAGCGAGCUGCUCGAGGAUGCGCACGAGGCGCCCGACGUGCACGACGACGACGCGCUCAGCACCAUUGUGCUUGGCACGGCAGCUCCGGCAGGCGCGGCGCCUGCCUCGCUCCCUGCGGCCAUUCCUGAAGAAGAUUCGAGCGACGGACAGUCUUCGUCUGCAUCGUCUGAGGAGGAGGACGAUGACCACGAAGUUGACAUUAAGAAGCCAACGACUCGCGACGCGUCCACGUCGGACGCAAAUGGUACGGCCAGGACGGCCACAGCCGCAGCUGCCCCAGCUCUGGCGGGCGCGCUCGCUGCUGCACCGGCGGCCGCCUCGACCAAUGCCCAUGCCGCCAGUGCAAACGCGCAUGGCGGGGAAGAGGUGUCGGAAGAGAGCGAAUCCACCGAAAGCUCAUCCGAGGAGGACUCCGGAACAUCGACUUCGGCAUCGGACGAAGAGGACGAUCCAGCGGCUCCCGCGGUGGCUCCUACCGUAUCGCCAGCGUCUCAGUCCAAGGCGCGUGCCGCCCCGGCUAUCGUGGCAGGAGCUGGGGCUGCCGUGGUUGCGGGUGCGCUGGCCGCUGGAGCCCUCAACGGUCGCAAGUCGCACGAAUCGCCGAAUGCUGCCGCUCAGCGCAAACUCGCAGCCGAGGCUGAAAAGGAGCGCCUGCGGGUGGAGCAGGCCGAGCUCGAGCGUGAAGCCGAGUCGCAGCGCCUCAUCGCAGCCAAGGCGGCGCGCAAGGACGAAAAGCGAAAGGCCAAGGAGGCUGCCGCGGCAGCCGCCGCUGCCGCCGCCAUCAAGGACAGGGAGGCCAAGAAGGCAGAGCGCGAACAAGCGCGAAAUGCGAAAGAGCGAGAGAAGCUCGAGGCCAAAGAGGCCCGGCGUUCGGCGAUGGAGCGCAAGGAACGGGAGAAGUCCGAAGCGCGUGACCGUGCGAUCCGCGAACGCGAAGACGCCGAGGCCAAGAAACUCUUGGCCAUCCGCGAAGCCGAGCGCGCCAAAGAGGAACGCCUAGAGGCACGCAGGCAGAGUCGGCGGAAGCCGCACGGCGGCCGCGGCCCCGCUACACGCGGCGAGUCUGUGCGCCCGCUGACGCCCCAGCAGCGCCAUUACCUCCUCAAAGCGCUGGUGAUGCUGCAGAUGCAGAGCGAAUGGAGUGAGCUUGAGAAACUCGGUGCGCUGACAGAGUACGGAUAUCCGUUCUCGAGCACGAGAUCCAAGCUGGCUCGAGUCAAGACGUUCGACAAGUCCGAGGACGGCGAGUUUGCGCGGUCGGCGCGCGACCCAUAUGCCAACGACGACACAAUGCGGGAGACGGAAGAUCUCCAAGAGCCGCUCAUUCUCCGACACCUCUUCCACGUCCACCUUCACACCUUCCCCGGCCUCGACCGAGCGCCGGAAAAGUACUGGCAGAAGCGGAUCCAGCCCUUUUUCGACGAAAUGGCGGCGCGCAACUUUUCCUCGUCGCUCGAACGCGGCGAGAUCUCCAAGCGGCGCCUGUACUCGUACGCGCUGACGCGCUACCUUGGCAGCUUCUUUGCGCGCGGCUUUGGCGUCCGGGGCGAGGGCGAGCUGCGCGGGCCGGGAGUCGGCGAGCCCGGCUCCGAGAAAUGGGGCGUCGGCAAGCAGUGGGGCAAGGGCACCGUCAAGCGCGGCCUCGACAAGCCGAUCCGCAUCGAGCCGGAGCUGUUGGAACGCAUCGACAACCUGUUCGAGGGCGAAGGCGGCCGGCUGUGGCGCGAGGCGGGCAAGGAUUGGCGCAAGGUGCGGCGGGAUUGGUGCGGCUUCAAGGAGAGUAUUAUCGAGAGUGAGACGGGUCUAGAGGAGGCGAUCUCCUACCUCGACAUCAGCAGCAUCAAGAACUUGCCGCCGCACUACAAGAACUCGGUCGAAUUCGCGCGCAUCCACGCCGCCUACAUCUUCCACGCUCUCUUCGUCGCCGCACCCAACGCCGAUGAGCUCUACAAGAUGGUGAAGGGCAUCCACGCUCUCGCGCCCUACUGGGGUGCCAAGCAGCUGCUCAAGUAUGCCAACGCCGAGACAAUGAUCUCGGGCAUCCUUUCGCUCCUGCUGGCGCGCCCGGGCGGCGCAAAGUCGCUGCUACAGCGGAUCUUUUCGUACGUCGUCGGCAAGGAUGCCAGCUACAUCCAGAAGGAGUUUGUCGCGCCGAUCCGCAAGGAGAUCGACGACGAGGAACUCGCGCGCAAAGUCGAGGAGUACGUGCGCCGCGGCGACCGCGUCGAGGCGCGCCGGAUGCGCGACACGGCGCUCAAGCGCGGAGAAGAUGUCCUCACCACGAUCCUCCUCUCGCCGACCGAGCCGCGCCUUGGUCAGCAAGCGCGCGACCAUGUCCUCGAGCUCCAGCGCUGCUUUACCCUCUCGCCCUACCGGGGCGACCUAGGCCUGGCUUACCCUGAGACGACGCCGCUCGGCGCCGACCGCCCGCCGGUGCCAUCUUGGGGUGCUCAGGGCGCCGAGCAUGGGCGCGCGCGCAAGUUUGCGCUGCUCAAGCUGCUGCUGCGCGAGUCGCUCAAGCGCCGCGACCGCGAGCAAGCCGUCGAAUUCGCCAGCGGCAGCUUGAUUCCCGCCAUUAUCAAGGACUCGCUCGAAUCCGUCUUCUACCCGAUCAUCCGUACGAUUGCCGCCACGGCCAAUCUGAGCGAGCGCCUGGGCGACUUGCAAAAGUUCAUCGAUGACCUGCUUGACGUCAAGAAGCGCGGCGACGACCACAUCGAGGCGUGGAUCGCGCUGGCGGCGCGCCACGAGCAGGCCCUCUACUUUCUCUUCCACGAGUGCGCCUCGAUCGCCAAGCCGCUGUGGGACUGGUGCCAGCUGGGCCUCGACUACAUGGCGCUCUCGACCACGGACCCGGCCAACCCGGCGGACCGUUCGGCGCCGAACCUCGAGGUCAACUUUGAGGAGCUGCUCCAGGACGCUCGCCUCACCGACGCCGACGUCAAGAAGGUGCUCAUCGAGAUCGACCGCCUAGCAGCGUUCACGAAGUGGUCCAAGGUGCGCUACGAGCUCGAGGCUCGGAAGAACUACCUCCUCGCUCGCCCCGAGGCUGCUUCGCCGAGCGGCCUGUGCGAGGCUGAGCUGCCGCCGGACGCCGCAGCGGGGCUGCGCAAGGAGCUCGAGGACCUCGACGGCAUGAUGCGCGACCUGCUCGAAGAGUCGGGCCUCGAGCUCGACGACGGCAACUGUGCCGACGGCGUGCGCGGCACCGAAAAGUACGACUUCCCGUGGGCCUUUUUCGCCGGGAUGGAUCCGCUCAACCAGCACCUGCCUGCUGAGGCCGAGGCGGGCGAGCUGCGCGUGGCGAAGGUGCCGACCAAUGUGGCGCCUCCGACGCUCAAGCACACGCGCAAAGUGCUGCCGCUCUUCUGCGAGCUGCUCGCGAGCCGCAUGCCCGAGUGGCAGUCGGAGGAUGUGCUCGGCAGCCUGGGCGCGCAGCAGCAGCAGCGCCAGUCUUCGUCGAGGCUGCCGUCGUUUGGCGGCAAGCGCAAGGGACCGGCGACGACCUUUGACAAGGAGACGAGCUUCGACGAGCGCCAGAAGAAGCUCGAAACGCGCAGCGUCAUGAGCUCGGCCAGCUCGCGCUUCCGGCUGCCGUCGCUGUUUGGGCGCAAGUAG
This is a messenger RNA of Pseudozyma flocculosa PF-1, 4998 nucleotides long. RefSeq lists its product as uncharacterized. Gene Ontology annotation, molecular function: phosphatidylinositol binding. The coding region runs from base 1 to 4998 and encodes 1665 amino acids. The record is from RefSeq and is a predicted model, not a curated record. The transcript is spliced from 2 exons. NCBI's taxonomy places the organism in Eukaryota, Fungi, Basidiomycota, Ustilaginomycetes, Ustilaginales, Ustilaginaceae.